Molecule: messenger RNA, 3104 nt
Organism: Drosophila biarmipes
Lineage: Eukaryota; Metazoa; Arthropoda; Insecta; Diptera; Drosophilidae
Gene: INPP5E
Product: inositol polyphosphate 5-phosphatase E
Exons: 5
Coding region: 413-2656 (747 amino acids)
Biological process (GO): phosphatidylinositol dephosphorylation
Molecular function (GO): phosphatase activity
Source: RefSeq, a predicted model, not a curated record
CUAAAUCACAGUUCCCACGGCUCGGUCCGCACUUGCUCCAACUUUUCGGCUGUAAACAACAUCAAAAAGCGCUCCCGGCCCCAAGGAUCCCCCAUGUAUUAUGUUCAUUCGCCUGCAGGUGAGGCCGCUCGCACGCAAUCCACGGCAGUCCAAGCAAUUAGCCUGAUUUCGUCUACGUCAUCGCCGGACCCAAAAUAAUUUGCACUGCGGACCAAAGUCGCAUUUGCAUUGUGCGCUCGAUGACGUCUGGCCUCACGAUUUACAUGGCCGGCGGCCAGAGGCCAUAGCACAAUGAGCUGGGUUCGGGAGAUCCGACUGAUAGCGACAAAUUAACUUGACAAAAGAGGCGGGCAUCAAGAGGGCCACUUAGCACCUUAGAUGAUAGAAUCAUUUGCUACGAACAACAGCCACCAUGCAGCACAGCAGCGCAGGAAGCGAGGAGCGGAUAACCAGUUCGACCAGCAGCCCCAGAUCGGGCCACAAAUCCGCUGGCUCCCUAUUCGGGUUGCUGAGCAAGCGACCCAGUAAAGUAGAACCACAUCCCGUGACACCCGAAUCGCCCAGACUCCAGCAAAGACCAGUGUCCGCCUGCGGGCAGUACGAUGUGAGUUUCGCCAAAUGCAGUGCGGAGACCGCAGGAAACCAUGUGAACAACAAUGGCAGCGCCCACAAGAGCCAAACCCUGCCGCUGGAGAAGUCGCACAGCGGGCUAAUCAGCUUCCACAGGCGCGCCAAGCCAAGUUCCUCGAAGGCAAAGAAUCACUCGCAUCGCCACAGCACGGAUGCGGGUUCCCAGAGCGACGGAGGAGCCGAUGUAGUUAUGCGCCGCAAGUCACCCAAGCACAGAUCGCCAAAUCACAACCGAUUUAGCCAUCAAUUCAGCCUGUGCUGCAAGGCGGAGAAGAAACCGAUGACGCCGCCUGUCACCGUGCGAUAUAACUCCAUACCGGACAGCAACAGCGUUUUGCGACGCGACAACCUCUCGCUCAGCUGGAGCAUGGUGGACAACAACUCGGGCUCGCUGCAUUCCAGCGAAGGAUCCUCACACCGACCGCGUCCGUCCAGCGAGUGUGCCAGUGCGCCAGAGUCACCGGUGGCAAGUAAAACCUUUUUUGCCCACUGCAGCCCGGCGGCGGCCAGUGCUUCGGUGGCCCGGAGCGAAAGCCUGCAGAAUCGGUCGCCCAUCAGACCCAUAGCAGUGUCCGCCUGCCGUUCCCGACUGCGUUUGAAGCUCUAUCCACCGGGACAAGAGUUGCCGCCUCUACAGGCCGCCGAGGAGCCUGGAGAUAUUAAAAGAGCCACCACGCCGCAGCACAUGUCUUCGCCCAAUAUUGCCACCCAGCCAGAUGGAAUAGAACUAAUUCAGGAGCAGCCGGGCGUGAGGUUUAUGUCGCAUGAGAACAUGACCCUCCAGCGGCAAGGAUCGGGAUCCAACCUGGCCCGCCAGACCCUGAUGGCGGCGCAUGCAUUGAACCUCAUCCCGGCGGACAAGGCCAGGGAACGGAGCUACCUUGAUGGCAGGCUGGGUUCGUCUUCACUUCUCGGCCCCAGUGAACUGGGCCGCGUGUUGCCGCAAAAAGAGGUCACCAUCUUCGUGGGAACAUGGAACAUGAAUGGACAUCAUGCACCCAAGCAACUGAAUGACUUUGUGCUGCCGGUCAAUGUGGAGCACGUUCCCGACAUUGUGGUCAUGGGCACACAGGAGUCCACGCCUGACCGCUUCGAGUGGGAAGUCACCAUUCAGGAGACCCUGGGACCCUCCCACGUGCUCUUUCACGCCACGACUCUGGGCACGCUCCACUUGGCCGUGUACAUGCGGCGGGAUCUGAUCUGGUACUGCUCGGUUCCCGAGGAUGCCUCGAUGUCGGUGCGCACGGGAUCCGCCUUUCGCACAAAGGGAGCUGUGGCCAUAUCCUUUUGUCUGUUCGGCACUUCCAUGCUGUUUGUGACCUCGCAUUUAACGGCUCACCAGCAAAAGGUGAAAGAGCGUGUGUCGGACGUGAAGCGGAUUAUCAAUGCCCUGGACUUGCCUCGCAACUUGCCCAAUCUGCGGCAUAAGAACAAGGAUGUAACGCAGAACUUUGACAACGUCUUCUGGUGCGGCGAUCUUAAUUUUCGGCUAGGCGAGCCGCGCGAGAAGCUGCUGGAGUGGAUUCAAAACACCAAGUUCCCGCUGCCAUCGCAUCUGCCGCAUGGCUACAUGCACACGGAUCAGCUGACUUCUGUUCUGGCGGAUGGCGCCGCCUUCCGAGGAUUUAUGGAGGCUAACAUCACAUUUCCACCCACGUACAAGUACGAUCCGGGUAGCCAGAACUUUGACACCUCGUCGAAGCAGCGGGCACCCGCUUACACGGAUCGCAUCCUCUACAAGUACCGCCAAAUGCAGGGACUAGUCAUCCGGCGUCAGACCCUUGUGCCCGGUGUUUCCACACCCACGCAGCCCUACGUUCAGUGUCUACUCUACGACUCUGUGCCGUCGAUAACCACGUCGGACCACAAGCCUGUGUGGGCGCUCUUUCGAACACUCAUUCGUGCGGGAACCGAUGCAAUUCCCCUGGCUGCUGGUCUCUUCCAUCGCGACAUUUACCUGGAGGGAAUGCGUCGGCGCUUGAAUAACCAAUACACCGGCGCCUCGGCGGUAUGCGUGCUACAGUAAACUACUGAGAUAUUAACCAAAGCUAGGAUAGUGAACCCUCGGCAGGCCUUCUUUUGGCCACCCAACCCAACAUUUACUCGAAUCUCAAAGUGCUAGUCAAAGCUUUCCUACGGUUGUGUGACGCCUUUGCAUUACCCCGAUUAGAUUGUUAUCUAGUUCGCUGUCGGAUACCGAAUAACGAGUUAACCACGAGUUACCCUGCAAUGCUGCGGUAGUUCAUAGGCGCUGCCUUUCGCCUCGAGGCCUUAGUCGUAAUACGUUCCUUAAGAGAUAAUUGAAUACAUACUCGAGCAACAAAUCUGUACCUCUACUCUGAAGCACAAGCUUAGUCCGUAGUUAAACUAAAUCUGUUAGUUAAAGUUUAGUCAAAUAUUGAAAUGAAAUCGAAAUAUGAAUUACUUUGAAUGUUUAAUCUAAACUAGCAGUAAAUAUACUAUAUGAAUCCGAA